Molecule: messenger RNA, 2564 nt
Organism: Camellia sinensis
Lineage: Eukaryota; Viridiplantae; Streptophyta; Magnoliopsida; Ericales; Theaceae
Product: putative metal-nicotianamine transporter YSL7
Cellular component (GO): membrane
Molecular function (GO): oligopeptide transmembrane transporter activity
Source: RefSeq, a predicted model, not a curated record
GAGAGAGGGGGGGAGGGAGGGAGAGAGAGAGAGAGAUAAAUCAUUUGGAAUUGCAAACCCACUCCCACUCACACAGAUCCACACAAUUGGGACACUCAGCACCACCACCAUUCACGGAGGAGAAUCCUAGAAUGGAGAGAUCCAGCAUCAACAACAGAAAAUCGGAAAACGGCGAGGCGAAUGGCACCGCCACCGACGGAGACUACUCUCACGACGACAAAAAAGAGAUGAUUAAGGAGGAGAGAGAAGAUGCGGCGGAGGAGGAAGAGGAGAGUGAGUCGAUAGAGAGAAUAUUCGAGAACAAGGAAGUGCCGUCGUGGAAGAGCCAGCUGACGGUUAGGGCGUUCGUGGUGAGCUUCUUCUUGUCGGUGAUGUUCACCUUCAUAGUCAUGAAGCUGAAUCUCACCACUGGUAUUAUACCUUCUCUGAACGUGUCGGCGGGGCUCUUAGGCUUCUUCUUCGUCAAGACCUGGACCAAGUUUCUCCAAAAGUCCGGACUCCUCCGCCAACCAUUCACCCGCCAAGAGAACACCGUCAUCCAGACCUGCGUCGUUGCCGCCUCCGGCAUCGCCUUCAGCGGAGGCUUUGGGAGUUACCUUUUUGGCAUGAGUGAAAAAAUUGCCAAACAGUCAACUGAAGCUGAUGAUGCACAGAAUAUAAAGAACCCAGCUGUGGGUUGGAUGAUUGGAUUUCUUUUUAUUGUUAGCUUUCUUGGACUUUUUUCUGUAGUGCCUCUUCGAAAGAUAAUGAUCUUAGACUUCAAACUGAUUUAUCCAAGUGGGACUGCAACUGCUUACCUUAUCAACAGCUUCCACACUCCUCAAGGAGCCCAGCUAGCAAAGAAACAAGUCAGAGCUCUGGGAAAGUUCUUCUCUUUCAGCUUCUUGUGGGGCUUCUUCCAAUGGUUCUUCACUGCAGGGGAUUAUUGUGGAUUUUCAAGCUUCCCCACAUUUGGUCUCAAAGCCUUUGAAAACAGGUUUUACUUUGAUUUCUCUGCAACUUAUGUCGGCGUUGGGAUGAUCUGUCCACACCUAAUCAACGUAUCUUUGCUACUUGGAGCAAUCCUUUCGUGGGGUAUAAUGUGGCCACUUAUAAAUAACCAAAGGGGCCAUUGGUGGCAACCUGCAGACCUUAGCCAAUCAAGCCUUCGUGGCCUGCAAGGUUAUAGGAUCUUUAUAGGAAUAGCCAUGAUACUUGGUGACGGCCUCUACAACUUUAUCAAAGUCCUUGGUAUUACUCUAUUCGGUUUGUAUCGCCAAUUCUGUGUUAACGACCAAGGCAGUGUCCUCCCAGUUGCUGGCAGUGUUACCCCCCCUAAAAAACCUACUGUGUCCUAUGAUGAUCAACGUCGAACCCAACUCUUUCUCAAAGACGAAAUCCCAGCAUGUUUUGCAGUUGUUGGGUAUGUUGGCAUUGCCAUUAUCUCCACUGCAACGCUUCCACACAUCUUCCACCAACUCAAAUGGUACUACAUCGUGGUUAUUUAUGUCUUUGCACCAACAAUGGCCUUUUGCAAUGCUUAUGGUUGUGGGCUCACUGACUGGUCCUUGGCAUCCACAUAUGGAAAGCUAGCAAUCUUCACAAUUGGGGCAUGGGCAGGAGCGUCCCAUGGUGGUGUCCUAGCUGGAUUAGCAGCUUGUGGGGUCAUGAUGAACAUCGUCUCAACCGCCUCUGACCUAAUGCAGGACUUCAAAACAGGUUACUUGACCCUAGCUUCACCACGGUCCAUGUUCGUGAGCCAAGUCAUUGGAACAGCAAUGGGUUGUGUCAUUUCGCCUUGUGUGUUUUGGCUCUUCUACAAGGCUUUCCAUGAUCUUGGAAUCACUGGAACACAAUACCCCGCUCCUUAUGCUCUUGUCUUUCGAAACAUGGCAAUCUUGGGGGUUGAAGGGUUCUCAGCUUUGCCAAAGAACUGCCUCACCCUUUGCUAUGUGUUCUUUAUUAUAGCUGUCGUUAUCAACGCCAUAAGAGACGCUGCAGGAAAGCAGAGAGCAAAGUUUAUCCCUAUCCCCAUGGCAAUGGCAAUACCCUUCUAUAUUGGAUCAUACUUUGCUAUCGAUAUGUGUGUUGGAAGCUUCAUACUAUUUGUUUGGCAGAAGAUAAACAAGAAGAAGGCCGAUGCAUUUGGACCUGCCGUGGCUUCUGGUUUGAUUUGCGGGGAUGGGAUAUGGACUCUGCCCAAUUCAAUAUUGGCGUUGGCAGGUGUAAAUCCGCCCAUUUGCAUGAAGUUUCUGUCGAGGACAGCCAAUGCAAAGGUCGAUAGUUUCUUAAACAACUAGUUCAACAAUUAUAUAUAGCUUCCCGUUUCAUGUUCUCAGCAUCUUCUUUGUUUCCACUUCUUUCUCACCUCUCUCCUUUUUUAAUCUAGCUGUGUGUCUGUUUACAUGUAUAAUAUGUAUCUAUCAAUGAUAGACAACUAGAUUUCAUUACCACAAACCACUGGAAAUGAGAUCAAACAUGUGAAAGAGAUCUAGAAGUCCUCGUAAUGUAGUGAAGUACUACAUGAAUCUAAAUGUCAGUUGUAAAAUACUUUCUAUAAUCUAUGUUUGGUACAAGUUUCUAUA